AUGAAGUACAUACGUACAUUUAGACGAUUUCUUUGUACAACAAAUUUGCGCGUCUACCACCAGGUAAUUUGGACACGAUGUUUUCAUACAUCUCCGUUUUCAAUUACAACUCCCUGUACAAAUGUAGCAGAAUUCAUAAUGAAAGAUUUUGGACGAUUUUCUAACAAAACAGCAUUGAUAGAUGGAAAAACGGGUAAAAAUAUUUCAUAUAGUGAAUUGGAAAAUGACGUCAUAAGAUAUGCAGAUUUCUUCCGGAGGGUGGGUAUGAGAAGCGGUGACGUCGUGUGUAUAUGCGGAUCCAACACAAUAGAAUUCGCCCACGUGUUUCUGGCUGCAACCGGAAUUGGUGCCACAGUUACGAUAGCGAAUGGACAACUAACAUCACGUGAGUUAUUAGACCAGAUAACAAUUUCAAAAGCAAAGUUUGUAUUUGCCACUGACGAUACUUUUAGGAAAUGUCAGGAAGCACUACAAAUGACCAAUUAUAGCAAGAAUGUGUUCAGGAUCGACCAUGGGAAAUUAUCAACAAUGCUUUCUUAUUCAACCCAUGUGGAUUCGUCCGCUUUUCUUAAUUAUGACGUCAGUGAUGACGAUGUAGCAUUGGUGCCCUUUUCAAGUGGAACUACAGGGUUGCCCAAAGGUGUAGAACUUAGCCAUGGCAAUCUGACAGCUCAGCUGAGUCAGAUUAGACAUCCAUCUGUUUUACCCCUAACACCAGAAGAUGACAGGGUGAUCACAAUGCUGCCUAUGGUUCACAUCGCUGGACUUGUGAUCGGUUUAUUAAAUCCUCUGGCUCAAGGCGCUACAGUCGUCAUACUACCUAAGUUUGCACCAGAAGAUUUUCUUAAAGCCGUUGAGAAGUACAAGGGGACAUUUUCAUUACUUGCUCCUCCAGUGGUAAAUUUCCUCGCCACUGAUCCUAUGGUAGAUAAGUACGACUUGUCAAGUCUUCGAGACCCAUACAGCGGAGCCUCAACUUUGGGCAAAGAACUGACGGAGAAAAUGGUACAGCGAUUAAAAUUGGACGGCAUCAGGCAAGGAUAUGGGAUGUCCGAAACAAGCCCUGUCGUAAUGACUGACCCACCGGGAUACAAACAAUAUGGAUCUAUAGGACGCCCAAUUCCUGCAACCACAACAAAGCUUGUUGAUCCCAACUCGGGGAAUGACAUUACCAAACCAGGGGAACAUGGGGAAAUUUGGGUCAAAGGUCCACAGGUCAUGAAAGGUUACCUAGGUCAAUCUCAAUCUACACAGGAUGUUAUCACAAGUGAUGGUUGGUUCAAAACGGGUGAUAUUGGAUACUUUGACAAAGAUGGAAAUUACUUUGUUGUUGACAGGAUAAAAGAUGUCAUCAAAUACAAAGGCUAUCAGAUUGCCCCAGCCUAUCUUGAGAACAUUCUGAUGUCACAUCCCAGCGUGAGGGAAGCGGCGGUUAUUGGAGAGCCAGUGGGGGUUUAUGGGGAGGUCCCUAGGGCAUAUGUCAUUCCCUCCUCUCCCGUUUCUGAAGAAACCCUCAUCAACUAUGUGAACAAACAAGUUGCACCCUACAGGCGAUUAAGGGGUGGAGUGGUGUUUACUACAGAGAUUCCUAAAUCCCCCAGUGGAAAAAUACUCAGACGACUCAUACGACCCCAACAAACAUAAACAUGUACAAGUCUUCAGAAUCAGUCCAGCAUCUUU
Saccostrea cuccullata (small rock oyster) is the source of this 1680-nucleotide messenger RNA. RefSeq lists its product as uncharacterized. Lineage: Eukaryota; Metazoa; Mollusca; Bivalvia; Ostreida; Ostreidae. The record is from RefSeq and is a predicted model, not a curated record. Gene Ontology annotation, molecular function: CoA-ligase activity.